AUGAAUCAACCGGCGACCGUGCACAAUUACGGAAAAUUGAGCAAAGCCGACAGUCCGAGAAAUCAUUCAUCGCCCACAAGUAUUCUUAGAAAAUUUCCAAAUAGUUUGAGACACGAUCAAAAACAUCAGACGAAAAUAAAGAGAAAUAGUUCUCCGGUGAACGUGGCAUUGUCCGGAAAUAGAGAGGGUUGGGAAACGAAUAGGAAAUCGUGGUCGUUCGGAGAUGAUAUCUCGGACGAAUCGGAGGAGAGGCCGUCGUCGGAAGAUUCCGGAGUUCUCGGGAAAAUGCGGGAGAGUCGGUGCAACAACGAGGAUUCUCGCGUCAAAAGAAAAUUCAGUGAUACAUCCAUAAGCAGCGAUGGUUCUUGUUACGAUAAUGGCGACACGUGGAAAUUCCAGUCGAAAUACAUAAUUUCAAACGAUAAUAAUAAAUCCGUCCAAAACGUUAAUAAUAAUAAAUUAGAUAAUUUAAAUUCGACGAGUGGUGGUAACGUGAAAAAAAUCAAUAAUUCCGCACUAGGCGGAGACCCGUUGACCGAUCAAAAGGAAGUGAAUAAUAAAUCAAAAAGAAAAUUUUCUGUGAUCAGUAAUUCUUUAAGUGAGCGUAAAAACGAUAGCGAUGAUUUACAUAGGAAUAGUUUUUGCGAAAAGUCUGAGCUUAGUAAAAGGUUACAGUUUCCGAUACACAAGUCCACGCCGAAUUUACUUCGUUCUUCUACGGUUACGAAUUCCGAUCGUCGGAUCGGAGAUAAAUCGGUAAAUGGAGAUUACGAUUCUCCGAGCGAGAGAAGGAGAGGAGGAAAACGAGAAUCCAAUUACAAAAACGGCGGAAUGCCGUUGAGAGAGAGCGAUUCUUUGCCUCACUUGGAUCAAAGGCAUCGAAUCAUACACUCGAUAAUGCCGAGAAUCAAUCGAACCAUAUCGGAGUCGCCUGAAAGCAACCUGUCGAAAGCCUGCAUAAAAUCCGAGUCGCACAUAAAUUCACAAAAUUCGUAUAAUAGCAACGUACGAUUGAAAGAACCUUAUUUCAGUGUGUCAAACGUUUUCGACGUCGGUAAAAAAAACGAAUUGAAUCGUUCGGAUGAUGAAAACGAAGGUUUGAGUUUGAUCGAUAAUCGUAAAAAUUUAGUCUUUCGACCGUCGAAAGCUCAGAAAGAAAUGAAAAACCGGUGGUCUUACAAGAAAACAGUUGACAUAAUGCCAAACAUACGGACUUUAAUGGGUAGACGAAACAGAAACGAUAACAACAUCGAAGGAGUUUUGUCGAGCGGAGCUUUCGCUCCCCUCAUGAUGACGCAUCCCUACGUGAGAUCCGACAGUUGCACCAGUUUGAACAUUCCUCAAAUCCAAUACACGGAUGCGGACGAAAAACAUAUACCCGUGAAAAAGUGCGAAACCGUUUACGGGCUCUCGAGUUUGAUACCGUCGGAAUCCCCUUUCCACGUGGAACCCAUAAAACCCGUGAAUAGAUUGAGAGUGCCUCCGAACGGGUUUUCCGGAAGUACAUCUAGAAUGUGUUCGCGUUGCAGUAGCUUACUCUCUAUGGCCAGUUCGUCUAGGUAUUCGAUAAACACGACCGGAAGUGUAUUUGUGAAUUGCAAUCAAUCGGUUGAAAAGCUUCAGGAACCGAGCAUACUUUGCAAGUUGUGUCUUAUGGAAGUGCCAAUGAGCAUGUCGCUUAAAAUAGAUUGCUGCGGAUGUAUAUUUUGUAGAGAUCUAGGAGGAGAUCCGGUCAAGGGUUCUAGAAGAAAAGAAAAUUAUUAUUAUUAUUAUUAUUAUUAUUUUAAAAAAUAG
Molecule: messenger RNA, 1794 nt
Organism: Pediculus humanus corporis (human body louse)
Lineage: Eukaryota; Metazoa; Arthropoda; Insecta; Psocodea; Pediculidae
Exons: 2
Coding region: 1-1794 (597 amino acids)
Source: RefSeq, a predicted model, not a curated record